AUGAAGGUGAGUGGAGAGGAAGAGCCGUCCGCCAAGGGGGUGAACCCACCGAAUAUGUUCAACCUGCGACUCGAACAGCAGGCCCGGCGCGUCAUGGAGAAAAUCCACUUGCGGAAAAAGUUCUUCGGUACGGUGAUGCCGAACGUGUACGGCUGGAAGCCGCUCAUGAGGAGAUACCAUUCCAGCUUCGAACUACGGUCCGACGUUUCGGCCUGGAACGGGGAGGAAUACACCGAGGACGAUUACAUCGAAUUCAUAGACGCCAUCGAAUCGACGACAGGCCAUCAGGCGGAUUUCUCGCAUUUGGAGGGCAUCGUACAGUCCUGGGAAAGGCGGGGGCAAGAACAGGAAAACAACGAGGAUGUCAAACUCGACGAGAUGCCGUUCAACGCUGAAAGCCUCAUCUUCGAAACGGCUCCAGAGGGCAGGGUUUACAAAUGUAAAAUAAGAAGGGAAAAAAGAGGGACGUUUCCCGUCUUUUGCCUCUACUUCCAGCACGCGCCAAAGAAAAGGACCUUCCUCCUUGCCGGUAAGAAAUGUAUGUUCAGCAGAUCGGGUAGCUACACGAUAUCAACAGAUCCUGACAACUUUUCUCGAAAGGCUCCCACUUACAUAGGAAAGUUGAAUUCCAACCUGAUAGGCACAAACUACACCCUUUACGACGUCGGUAGGUACUCGAAUCGGGACUUUUCCAUAGAGCUGGGCGGGAUUAUAUACAAGAAGAACCUGUUCGGUCUGAAAGGACCGAGGAAAUUCACAGUGAUCCUCCCUUCCGUGGAUAGUGACGGAUCGAGGACAGAGAUUUCAGCGGGAAAGAAGUCGAGAAGCUCCAUCCUCCACGAAUCCUUCAGGAACAACCAGACGAACGGCAUUAUUACUUUUCAGAACAAGACGCCCACCUGGGACGCCACCAAGAGGGUCCAUGUGAUCAACUUCGAAGGUCGCGUAAAGAGGGCGUCGGUGAAGAACUUCAAGCUUGUCCGGGGCGUCGAACCGGAAUCCCUCGUCAUGCAGUUCGGCAAGAUCUCGCGAGAUUCCUUCUCCAUGGAUUACAGCUACCCGCUUUGCGCUCUCCAGGCGUUCGGAAUAGCCCUGAGUAGUUUCGACUACAAACUCGCCUGCGAAUAG
Molecule: messenger RNA, 1128 nt
Organism: Cimex lectularius (bed bug)
Lineage: Eukaryota; Metazoa; Arthropoda; Insecta; Hemiptera; Cimicidae
Product: protein king tubby-like
Exons: 1
Coding region: 1-1128 (375 amino acids)
Source: RefSeq, a predicted model, not a curated record